This is a messenger RNA of Asparagus officinalis (garden asparagus), 3378 nucleotides long. RefSeq names its product cellulose synthase A catalytic subunit 7 [UDP-forming]. Gene Ontology annotation, molecular function: cellulose synthase (UDP-forming) activity. The transcript has 11 exons. Lineage: Eukaryota; Viridiplantae; Streptophyta; Magnoliopsida; Asparagales; Asparagaceae. The coding region runs from base 24 to 3182 and encodes 1052 amino acids. Gene Ontology annotation, biological process: plant-type primary cell wall biogenesis; cellulose biosynthetic process. The record is from RefSeq and is a predicted model, not a curated record. Gene Ontology annotation, cellular component: trans-Golgi network; plasma membrane.
UCACUCCUCUUCUGCUUUCUUCCAUGGAGUCCGGUCUGGUUGCUGGAUCUCAUCGGAGGAACGAGCUGCACAUUAUGAACGGAAACGAAGAGGUUAGAAGCCUCAACGGAAAGGAGAACAUCGUGAAAGUCUGCAGGGUUUGUGGUGAUGAUAUCGAGGUGAAUGAGAAGGGGGAGGUGUUUGUUGCGUGUCAUGAAUGCGGCUUUCCUGUGUGCAGGCCAUGUUAUGAGUAUGAGAGGAGCGAGGGGAGUCAGUGUUGUCCUCAGUGUAAUGUUCGUUACAAGCGUCACAAAGAAGAAACCAGAGUUGAGGGAGAUCAGGAGGAUGCAGAUGACAAUGAUGAUUUUGAAGAUGAGUUCCAAAUCAAGAAUCCCAAGCCAGAACUGGAUCAUCAGAAAGUUGACCUCACCUCGGAAAAUGGUGAACAAACACUACAAUGGAAGCCUCAUGGUCCUGCUUUCUCACCUUUUACUGGCAGUGUUGCUGGUAAGGAUCUUGAAGGAGAGAGGGAGAUGGAGAGCAAUCUGGAAUGGAAGGAUAGAGUGGACAAAUGGAAAGCAAGACAGGAAAGAAAAGGACUGCUCAACAAAGAUGAUGAGGGGAACGAUGAUCAAGAAGAGGACUAUGAACUCUUGGCCGAGGCACGCCAGCCCCUAUGGCGAAAGGUGCCGAUCCCAUCGAGCAAGAUCAAUCCAUAUCGCAUCGUCAUAGUCCUCAGGCUUGUUAUCCUCAUCUUCUUCUUUCGGUUCCGAAUCAUGACUCCAGCCAAAGAUGCCUAUCCCCUUUGGCUCACCUCAGUCAUAUGUGAGAUUUGGUUCGCCCUAUCUUGGAUCCUUGACCAGUUCCCAAAAUGGUUCCCCAUCACUCGUGAAACCUAUCUCGAUCGUCUCUCUGCAAGGUUUGAACGUGACGGCGAGCCAAACAAGCUUUCACCAGUUGAUGUGUUUGUGAGUACAGUUGAUCCUUUGAAGGAGCCCCCCAUUAUCACUGCCAACACUGUCCUCUCUAUACUUUCCGUGGAAUAUCCUGUGGGAAAAGUUAGCUGCUAUGUGUCAGAUGAUGGUGCAUCGAUGCUUUUGUUUGAUACUUUAUCAGAGACUGCUGAGUUUGCAAGGAGAUGGGUGCCAUUCUGUAGGAAGUACAACAUUGAGCCGAGGGCUCCGGAGUUCUAUUUCUCUCAGAAGAUCGAUUAUUUGAAGGAUAAGGUGCAGCCUAGCUUUGUCAAGGACAGGAGGGCCAUGAAGAGAGAGUAUGAAGAAUUUAAGGUGAGAAUCAAUGCAUUGGUGGCAAAGGCUCAGAAGAAACCAGAGGAAGGAUGGAUAAUGCAGGACGGCACACCUUGGCCUGGCAACAACACUCGUGACCAUCCAGGAAUGAUUCAGGUAUACUUGGGGAGUGCAGGUGCGCUUGAUGUUGAAGGCAAAGAGCUGCCAAAGCUGGUGUAUGUCUCUCGAGAGAAGAGACCUGGGUAUAACCACCACAAAAAAGCCGGGGCCAUGAAUGCAUUGGUUCGAGUAUCUGCAGUGCUUACCAAUGCACCCUUCAUGUUGAAUCUGGAUUGUGAUCACUACAUCAAUAACAGCAAGGCCAUCAGGGAAGCCAUGUGUUUUCUGAUGGACCCUCAGCUUGGAAAGAAGCUAUGCUAUGUCCAGUUUCCACAAAGAUUCGAUGGCAUUGAUCACCAUGAUCGAUACGCCAAUCGUAAUGUGGUCUUCUUCGAUAUUAAUAUGAAAGGUCUGGAUGGGAUCCAAGGACCAGUGUACGUUGGAACCGGAUGUGUGUUCAACCGCCAGGCACUCUACGGUUAUGAUCCCCCUAAGUCUCAAAAGCGCCCAAAGAUGACAUGUGACUGCUGGCCAUCUUGGUGCUGUUGUUGUUGUGGUGGCUCGAGGAAAUCCAAGGCAAAGAAAGAAGAUGGAGAACAAAGAGGACUUAAAGGAUUUUUCGGAAAGAAGAAGAAAAAGAGCGUGGUGGUUAACAAGAAGAGCUACACGAAGAGAGGGUUUGAUCUCGAUCUGGAGGAGAUAGAGGAAGGACUAGAGGGCUAUGAGGAGCUGGAGAAGUCAUCUCUCAUGUCGCAGAAAAGCUUUGAGAAGAGAUUUGGGCAGUCUCCAGUAUUCAUCACGUCAACACUCAUGGAAGAAGGUGGGCUGCCUCAAGGUACCAACACACAAGGGCUCGUUAAGGAGGCUAUUCAUGUAAUCAGCUGUGGGUAUGAGGAGAAGACCGAGUGGGGGAAAGAGAUUGGUUGGAUAUAUGGGUCUGUAACGGAGGAUAUUUUGACUGGCUUCAAGAUGCACUGCAGAGGAUGGAAGUCUGUCUACUGUGUUCCCAACAGAGCAGCGUUUAAGGGAUCAGCUCCAAUUAAUCUUUCUGAUCGGUUGCAUCAAGUACUUCGGUGGGCACUUGGAUCGGUGGAGAUCUUUCUUAGCAGGCAUUGUCCACUGUGGUAUGGUUAUGGUGGGAACUUGAAGUGGCUAGAGAGGUUUGCAUACACAAACACCAUCGUCUACCCCUUCACAUCCAUCCCUCUCCUCGCAUACUGCAUUAUCCCAGCCGUCUGCCUUCUUACCGGAAAAUUCAUCAUUCCUACACUGACAAAUCUAGCCAGCAUUUGGUUUAUGGCACUCUUCAUCUCCAUCAUCGCUACUGGCAUUCUUGAGCUCAGAUGGAGCGGCGUGAGUAUCCAAGACUGGUGGCGCAAUGAACAGUUCUGGGUAAUUGGUGGGGUUUCUGCACAUCUGUUUGCUGUUUUCCAAGGUCUCCUCAAGGUCCUAGCCGGUGUUGAUACCAACUUCACUGUUACCUCAAAAUCUGCUAACGAUGAAGCAGAUGAGUUUGGAGAUCUAUACCUCUUCAAAUGGACCACACUCCUUAUCCCACCCACCACUCUUCUCAUCAUCAACAUGGUUGGCGUUGUCGCUGGUGUGUCUGAUGCCAUCAACAAUGGGUAUGGAUCAUGGGGCCCAUUGUUUGGCAAGCUUUUCUUUGCAUUCUGGGUAAUAGUCCAUUUGUAUCCUUUCCUGAAAGGGCUAAUGGGAAGGCAGAAUAGAACACCAACCAUUGUGGUAUUAUGGUCUAUUCUACUUGCAUCUAUUUUCUCUUUGGUCUGGGUCAGAAUUGAUCCCUUCCUGCCCAAACAAAAGGGACCUAUUCUUAAGCAGUGUGGAGUGGAGUGUUAGGCUAGGCUACAGGACAAAUUACAUCGUGUGAGUUCAGUUCUGCCUCUUUUUGUAUUGAACAGUUUGGAUGUAUGCUACAUAAGGAUGUCUAUUUUGUGAGAGAAUUUGUCAUUGGAACAAAUUUUGGAGUUUCUUUCUGUGGAACAUUUGAUGUAAAUUUAAUUAAAGAUGCAAACUAUGAAUAUGUUUGUAUGGA